Brassica rapa (field mustard) is the source of this 3676-nucleotide messenger RNA. Its product is annotated as callose synthase 2. NCBI's taxonomy places the organism in Eukaryota, Viridiplantae, Streptophyta, Magnoliopsida, Brassicales, Brassicaceae. The record is from RefSeq and is a predicted model, not a curated record. Gene Ontology annotation, cellular component: plasma membrane. Gene Ontology annotation, molecular function: glucosyltransferase activity.
UUCUAAUAUGUUAUUUUAUCCUGACAAUCCCAAAAAUAUACUUUUUCAAAUCUAAGUGAUUUUUAAUAUUGGAAGCACUAUAUAUAUACAUAUAUAUAUAUAUAUAUAUAUAUAUUUCAUUCAUUAAGUAUUUUAGUCUUGAUUUUUACUCCUAGAAAAAGUUUAAUGAAAUAUCAUGACAAGAUUUCAAUCACCUCCUUUUGAGUUUGUUCGAAUAAUGAAUGAUUAGAUCAUUCGUCUACUAUUUGUUUCUCCCUAAUACUAUAUCUAGCUAUUAUAAUUGUAAGAAUGAGAGAUUUGAACUAUUUAUUAUAAGUUUUCUGGUUUAUCAUUUAAUAAAUAAACAAUUUUUACUUAUACAUAGUUUACAUAUACUAGAAUGGUAAAGCAUUAUAUUUUCUUAUCGGUAUACUCUUAAAUAACUAAACCUAAAAAACGUAGGUUAAUAAAAUAAGUAAUUUUUUGUUGUUCUACAAUUAGAUGUUUUUAGACCAAACUGGUGAAUAUACAAUAGACAAACAUUUAUAUUACGAGUAUGUACUUAUAUUAUAUAACAAUUUGAUACAUUAGAUUUGAACACUAACUUGUGAAUAGAGUUUGCCAGUGAUUUUCUUCAAAAUUUUGAUUUUUAGAUAUGUAUCUGGAGUGGAACUAAUUUUACAUAUGUGUAUCUUUUUAAAUUGACACUUAUGUAAUUCAUCGAAUUCACAGAAGAAGUUAAAAAAAAAAAAUUCAUAUCAGUGAAACAUAAACGAGAACGAAAGCAUAAAUUUAUAGAAGUAGAAAAUGAAAUCAUUUAUGGAUAGUCAAUAGUAAGCAAAUCGAAACCAGAAAACGUACUCCCAUUUCGUCAUUUUACAAUAAAAGUUGCCUAUGUGAUUUUUUUGAUUUGUGUCAUUCAUAAAACAUAAUUUUCUUUUGUGCAUAUGAAGUCUUAAAAUAAUUAAAAUGAGUUGUAAUAUGUUAAACUCUUCAACAACGAUGAUACAUUUAAGAUACCGAAAUUUAUAUUCGUCAUUUUACAAUCGAUAAAAAUUGUACUGUUGCAAAAUGUUAAAUCGAAUUAAUGAACAAAUAUUAGGAUAAAUAAUACACUCAGCGCAUGUGCAGGUUAUCAUCUAGUAUAUAUGUAUAUAUUUUUGAAAUGGAGGGAGAAUAACUUAUUGUUGAGAAAUUCUUUGUUCUCAUGAUUGAUGAUUGAUGAUGCUCUUAGUUGGCAUGAGUAAUAUAUAUACCUUUCGUGGGUAUUGUUUAAAUGGAAAAUAUUAUUUCAUUAAACAACCAAAAAACUUACCCAAAGCAAAAUAAAAAUAGAACUGGUUACAAUAAACCUUAGUCGUAAACACUUUUUGCAUCAUAGUUACAUUGCUGCAUGAUUAAAUCCAGUUCAGUUCAGUCGAUGAGGAUAAACAACGUUUGUUAUUCUCAAAGAAAUUACUCCAAUGGCGUAAGACAUUGGAACAUGGAUCGGUUAUGUCUUUGACAUUCUGUGAUUGGUUAAUAUAAAAAAAAUGCCGCAAUAAUACAUUGAAAAGAAUAAAAACAUCGACGCAUGUCUGUCUUUCUCUCUAUAUCUUUCACGUCGUUAUGUUCUUCUUUGAUCACAGUUUGACCAUUCGUUUAUUUUGCCCUUCAAUUCUCUCUUUCAUUCAAAGGUUACACAUUUGUUCUUUCUUUUACUAGCUUGAUGGAGUACAUGAUUUUUCUUGUGUGUGGAAAGUAAAAAGAUGGUUGUGAAACAAGGUUUUGGGUGACUAGGUUUAGACAUAAAGUUCGUGCUUUCCACGUCUCAUGCUAACUUUAUUUUCGUCUGUUCGGAACCUUUUUUUCUUUUAACUAAUAAACGCAACUUUUUACUAGCAUUUAAGGUUUCUUUUACCAUGAUAUCAAUUUAUUAUUUGGAGUGAAUCUCAGGUUCCUUUGGAAUUAAGCAAUCCAUGUAUUUUUUUAAAUUUACUGAUCGCUAUUUAAUGGCAGUCUCUGUCUUUUCUCCUUCGUGAGCCCUUUAUUAACUCUUUUGUUUUAGCUCAUAUAGUUCUGUACAAGCUAUUUAUACUUGAAGAAGUCUUCAUCAGAUUUUUUUGAGGAUUUAGAAGAUGUCUCAAACUGCUGGUAAACUAGGAAUGGUUACUCUGGACAGUGAAGUGGUGCCAUCUUCACUUGUGGAGAUUGCUCCGAUCCUCCGUGUAGCCAAUGAAGUAGAAGCAAGUAACCCUCGUGUUGCUUACUUAUGUCGGUUUUAUGCGUUUGAGAAGGCAUGCAAGCUUGAUCCCACAUCAAGUGGUCGUGGUGUUCCCCAGUUCAAGACUGCUCUUCUUCAGCGCUUAGAACAUGAGAACGAAACAACUCUCGCAGGAAGGCAGCAGAGCGACGCACGCGAUAUGCAAAAUUUCUAUCAACACUACUACAAGAGAUACAUCCAGGCUUUGGUCAACUCUACUAACAAAGACGACCGUGCUCAACUUAGAAAGGAAUAUCAAACUUCUUCUGUUCUUUUUGAAGUCUUGAAGGCUGUUAAUCAGACUGAAGAUGUGGAAGUGCCUGAUGAGGUUCUAGAAGCCCACACAAAGGUUGAAGAAAAAAUCCAAAUCGACGUGCCUUACAACAAUCUUCCCCAUGACCCUGAUAGUCAAAAUCUGGCUAUAACGAGAUUUCCUAAGAUACAAGCCACAGUUACCGCACUUUGUAACACGAGGGGUCUACCAUGGCCAGCAGGCCACGAGAAGAAACUCGAUGAAGAUAUGCUAGACUGGCUUCAAACCAUGUUUGGUUUUCAGAAAGAUAAUGUUGUUAAUCAAAGAGAGAACUUGCUUUUGUUACUUACUAAUGUACACAUUCGACAGUUUCCGAGACCUGAACAACAGCCAAAGUUGGAUGAUCGCGCAGUAACUAUAGUGAUGAAGAAACUUUUCAAAACCUACAAAAAGUGGUGCAAAUACUUGGGUCGGAAAAGCAGCCUCUGGAUGCCGGUGAUUCAACAAGAGGUUCAGCAGCGGAAACUGCUAUAUAUAUGUCUCCAUCUUUUAAUAUGGGGAGAGGCUGCAAACCUAAGAUUCAUGCCAGCGUGCCUUUGCUAUAUAUAUCACCAUAUGGCUUUUGAAUUGUACGGGAUACUGGCUGGGAGUGUUAGUCCAAUGACAGGGGAGCGAAUAAAGCCGGCAUAUGGUGGUGGUCCUGGUGGACAUGAAGCUUUCCUGCAGAAAGUAGUGACUCCUAUAGACAAGACAGUAGCUAAGGACGCAAAGAGAAGCAGAGGAGGAAAGUUGAAGCAUUCUGAGAGGAGACACUAUGACGACUUUAAUGAGUAUUUUUGGUCAGUUCGGUGCUUUCAGCUAGGGUGGCCUAUGCGAGAUGAUGCUGAUUUAUUUUGUCAGACAGCUGAGGAACUUCGAAAAACUUAUAGAUGCUUCUCUGCUUUUGCUCUUCGCCGUCUAUUUUCUAUCCAGCGAUGGAGGAGGAAUGAUGACAUCAACGACACAUUUGAUAAAAUAUUGAAAAUGAUGUAAACACUUUCUUUUAAUAAAAGAGAGAGAACAUAUAACAAACCAUUAUAAUAAGUUACUCCCUCCGUUUCAUAUUAAGUGUCGUUUUAGAGAAUUUUUUUCGUUACAAAAUAAGUGUUGUUUUCGAUUUUCAAUGCAAAAUUUAUUAAUUUUAUGCAAAAUUUGUUUUUCUA